AUGGCCGAACCACCUUCAUUAACAGAUAUUAGAUCACCAAUAAAUCUAGACAACUUGAAGACUUAUUUAUCAAAAGUUAAUAAAUCAUCUUCAAAAUCUUAUAUUGGUUUCAAUGCAACUAUUCCAAGAUCAUUCACCAAAGUAAAACAAUUUACAUUUGGACAAUCCAAUCCAACUUAUUAUUUAGAGGAUUCUCAAGGUUCAAGAUUUGUAUUGAGAAGAAAACCAAGUGAAAAUGCAAAAUUAAUUUCUAAAACUGCUCAUGCUAUUGAAAAAGAAUUUUUUAUUAUAAAUGGUAUAAAUCAAUUAAAUAAUGAUAUAGGGGAGGAAGAUUUUAAAGUACCUGUUCCAAAUGUUCAUUUAUUAUGUGAAGAUGAAUCUGUGAUUGGUUAUGUGUUUUAUUUAAUGGAUUAUGUGGAAGGUUUACAAGUUAAAAAUCCAUCAAUGCCUGGUUUUUCAAACAGCGAAAAAGACAUUUACUACAAAUCAAUAAUAAAUACAAUAGUGGCAAUUCACAAAUUAGAUGUUGAAAAAUUAUUAGAAAUUUUACCAGCUGAACAUUUCCCACAAUUUCAGAAUAUACAGAAAUUAAAAUCUACAAGUUAUUUUAAAAGACAAAUUAAAACAUUAACAAAUAUUCAUAAUUUACAAUCGAAACAUGUUGAUCCAAUCCCAAAUUUUGAUAAAUUAAUCAAUUGGUUCAUAGAAAAUGCACCACAAGAUCCAGCGAAAUUAACUUUGAUACAUGGUGAUUUCAAAAUUGAUAAUGUUUUAUUUGAUCCCAAAACUAAAAAAGUUUGUGGUGUUUUAGAUUGGGAACUUUGUACUAUAGGAAAUCCACUUUUUGACUUAUCUAAUUUUUUCCAACCAUUUCAAUUGCCUAAACAGAUGAAUAAAAUAAUAUAUCAAGAUCCCAAAAAUGAAAUGGGCAUAGAAAAUAUUAAAUCACAAGAAUUCUUGUUAUCACAAUUACAAAACUACAACAAAUUAAUAAAAUGGAACCCGCAUGAUCUUUCAAAUAAUCCAAUAAAAUUAUGGAAAGUUGGUCAUACUUUUGGUCUUGUGAGAUUAAGUAUUAUUACUCAAGGUAUAGCAAUGAGAGUUAAAUUAGGUAAUGCAUCAAGUUCGAGUGCAAAAAAUUAUGCUCAAAUGUAUCCAUUUUUAAGUGAAUUAGCUGUUGAUUAUGCUUUUAAUGAUCAUGAUAUUGAAAAUAAAUCAAAAAUUUGA
This is a messenger RNA of Lodderomyces jiufengensis, 1227 nucleotides long. RefSeq lists its product as uncharacterized. Bases 1 to 1227 code for a protein of 408 amino acids. Gene Ontology annotation, molecular function: protein kinase activity; ATP binding. The transcript has a single exon. Gene Ontology annotation, biological process: protein phosphorylation. The record is from RefSeq and is a predicted model, not a curated record. Lineage: Eukaryota; Fungi; Ascomycota; Pichiomycetes; Serinales; Debaryomycetaceae.